Molecule: messenger RNA, 8866 nt
Organism: Ylistrum balloti
Lineage: Eukaryota; Metazoa; Mollusca; Bivalvia; Pectinida; Pectinidae
Product: histone deacetylase 4-like
Exons: 25
Coding region: 242-3331 (1029 amino acids)
Biological process (GO): negative regulation of transcription by RNA polymerase II; chromatin organization
Cellular component (GO): histone deacetylase complex
Molecular function (GO): histone deacetylase activity
Source: RefSeq, a predicted model, not a curated record
UGGUUUGUAGUGUAUGGAAGCUAUAAAGCUGGUAGGUAUAUAUACCUACAUUAAACUGCCUUGGAGUUCAGACUAGUGCUAGAUUGAGAACAGCAUAACUCUUGUGUGUGUUUGGCUGCCUAACCUUUCCCAACCCAAGAAAAUUUAAUUGAAAGCUAGCAUAGCACUAAUUGUGCAGGACAAGCAAUCAGUAAUUGGAUUUCAUUAACAAGAGGAUCCCAUUGGUCCACAUGAAUCCACCAUGGAAAUAAACAGCCACUUUUCUCCUGUCAGUCAAAAAGCUGACAUCACUCCAUCUCCGCUGGCCUCCCCAGUGUUGAGUCGUCGCCCACCACAGAGUAAUUACUUCACUGACCAUCAGUUACAGCAACAGAUUGCGUCACUGAAACAACAGCAAGAUCUACAACAACAGCUUCUUCUACAACAGUUCCAGCAACAGCAGCAACAAUUAGCGCAGGAACAUGAACAACAGCUUCAGGAACACAUCAAGGUCAACAUGCACCUGGUGUUACUCCAGAAACAACAGGAAUUUAUUGAGCAGCAAAAGAAGUUAGAAGAACAACACAGACUCGAAAAAGAACUUUUAGAAAAAGAAAGAUUGGAACAGAUCAAAAAUAAAAACAAGAAUGAAGAAAGUGCUAUAGCUUCUUCUGAAGUAAAACAGAGACUUCAAGAAUUUGUCUUGACGAAAAAACAAAGGGAAGCAGCUGCACGAAACUCUCCUCCACAGUACCGUCAUUGGGCUGAUCAAAGCUCACCACCACAGACAGGGCUGUCCCCCCCAUAUGGGCCACAUUUAUUAGGAAAAUAUGAAGAUGACUUUCCCUUAAGAAAAACAGCCUCAGAACCCAAUCUUAAAGUGCGCUCUGCUCUGAAGCAGAAAUUGGAAAGCCAACGGAGAAUUACUCACAGCCCAAUUCUCCGAAGGAAGGAAAAGCUGGGACAAGCUUAUCUCAAACGUAAAACUCCAUUAUCAAUUGACUGCAGCAGUAAUUCUGAUUCUGGCCCAAACUCUCCCUCCGGUGCUCCCCAUGGGAACAUGCCAAAUGGAAGUCUUGCAACUCUCCACUCAAAGGAGGAGAACGGUGCCUACCCAUUCUUGUCAAUGUACAGAUCCAUAGGUUACCAUGGUACCAACGAUCUCUACCCAUCCCCAUCCAUGCCCAACAUAUCACUAGGACGACCACCAUCAUCAUCACAGGGAUCAAACAGUAACAGCUCUUCGGGGCCAUCAGAAUCAGACCUUCGAGCCAUGGAGGCAGCUCGACACGCGAUUAAUCCUCUUUCUGGGCACCACAUGCAUGGAACACUACCAUUUUAUCCAUCUUUACCAGCUAUAGAUGGAGAAUUUAAUCCUCAUACAAAUCCAGCAUACAUAUCUGCACAUGUAAAAGCAUUAGAGGAAGCACGCAGCCAAAGUCAGGGUAAACUACAACAGGUGCCAAUGGGGGCCAAUCCAUACACUGCCAUUCCUGGGGCAGCUGUCCCACCUGGUAGUGCUGCCUCCGAAGCUCACCAAGCACAAAUACAUAGGCACAAAAAAUUAGGGCGAACUCAGUCAGCACCGUUACCCUUAGGCCAUCCAUACCUACAGCAGCACAUCCUGCAACAACAGCAGCAACAACAGCAACAACAACAGCAGCAGCAGCAACAACAACAACAGCAGGAAAAGAAGAUGAAGGAAAAGAUGUUUGUAAAGCAACACAUUCGCCAAGCGGUAUUACAGAGGGCCAACAGUAAAACACACAUGGAGAAUGUAGAUGAGGAAACAGAAGCCAAACUACAACAGGAAAUGCGUGAAACGAGGGAACAAAAUGAAUGUAUUGUCAUCAAAGAUAACAAAAUGGAUGACUCCUCGAGUAUGGAGAAGACACCAGACCGAGAAACAUUCCCUGCUCACCACCGUGAGGCUGUCCGACCACGACACAAGGGACCCUCACAUCACCGCCCACUCGCACGCACACAGUCUAGCCCCCUUGUCACCUUCUCAAUGCCCCCUCAGCAGCCCUCCGAGUCCAGCCCAGUUAGAUAUACUUUUACUACAGGGUUAGCAUAUGACUCUAUCAUGCAAAAGCAUGAAUGUACAUGUGGCAACAAUGCCAACCAUCCCGAGCACGCUGGUCGCCUACAAAGCAUCUGGUCUCGUCUCCAGGAACGGGGUCUCAACACGCGCUGUGAGAGAAUAAAAAGUCGUAAAGCUACAAUGGAGGAAUUAAAGAGUUGUCAUACAGAGGCCCACACAUUACUGUAUGGUACAAAUCCCCUGAACAGACAGAAACUUGAUCCACGCUUAUUUGAAAAUUCUCGAUUUUGUUUGUUACCAUGCGGAGGUGUAGGGGUGGAUUCUGAUACUGUCUGGAAUGAACUAAACACAUACAUUGCCGCAAGAACAGCGGCAGGAUGUGUGACAGAGUUAGCUACCAGAGUGGCCUCUGGGGAGUUGAAGAAUGGUUUUGCCAUCGUUCGACCACCUGGUCACCAUGCGGAAUCUCACCAAGCUAUGGGUUUCUGCUACUUCAACUCCAUAGCUAUAGCUGCCAAGCAACUGAGGGAAAAAUGCAAACUAGAAAAGAUUCUAAUUGUUGAUUGGGAUGUACACCAUGGAAACUCAACUCAGCAGAUGUUUUAUAGUGAUCCCAAUGUCUUGUAUAUUUCAAUGCAUCGUCACGACAACGGCAACUUUUUCCCAGGCACUGGCUCACCUGGAGAGUGUGGGGAGGGAAAGGGCCUUGGAUUUAAUGUCAAUAUUGCCUUCGGAGGCGGUUUGAACCCACCCUUAAAAGAUGCAGAGUAUCUGGCAGCAUUUAGAACGUUAGUGAUGCCAAUAGCUAAGGAAUUCCGGCCAGAAAUGGUUUUGGUAUCGUCAGGAUUUGAUGCAGCGGUAGGUCACGCAGCUCCGCUUGGUGGAUAUGAAGUCUCAGCUGGAUGUUUUGGUUACAUGACACGAGAGUUGAUGGGUUUGGCUGAUGGGAAGAUCAUAUUGGCCCUAGAGGGAGGAUAUGAACUCACAGCCAUUUGUGACUGUACAGAGAUGUGUGUGAAGGCACUCCUAGGAGAGGAACUGCCACCAUUAAAAGAGGAGGAGCUACAAAGGUCUCCAUGCCAGGCAGCACUGGAAACAUUAGAGGAAGUCAUCAAGAUACAAGCCAAACAUUGGGUGUGUGUAGAGCGCCACCUUGCGUCAGUACGGUGCUCGCUGGUUGAAGCACAGAAGCAGGAUGUGGUGGAAGCCGAUACCGUCACAGCACUCGCAUCAUUGUCCAUGGUUGCAGCAAAAAGAAGUGAUUCUGCGGAACAGGAGUCUGAACCAAUGGAAGACGAACAAUCUUAACAGUUGAUCACUUGCAGUUGUUACACAUGAAGUCCAAUACCAUUGGUUGUUGUGUUGCCUUGAAGACGACCUUCUUGACGACCUGUCAUGAAGCGGUCAGUCACUUGUUACAAUCAGCUGCGGGUCGGCGUUUUGUGGCAUGGUGGUAGAGCUUUGUGGCAGUGGUGAUGAUGCCCCCUGGUGGUGCUUUGAUACACUGAACGAGUCAAGAGGCAAUUAAUGUCAGUGUUGUAGCCUUAGAAUCCACAUGGUGGAUUUCCCAGAGAAACCCCUGGCAAUCCAGUGAGUUGUCUACCCUGAAGUGAUUUUUUUUGUGGAGUUGUCUCCCCUCUCCCAAGCUUUUUUCAAAAUGUUUGAUAUUGUUAUGAGAGAGAUAAAGUACACAUCACCAUGAUUUAUCUUUCAGAAAAUGUGUAUAUUGUACAACGUGUUGACCGGAACAUACACAGGACUUUUUAUUGUUGUAUAAAGACACCACAGAGUGUGUUACCUGUUGUUGUUCUAUGCUGUUAAAAGUUGUUAAAAAUACUGACCGGUGUAUUUGUACAGAAUGAAUGAACAGUGACCGCCUGCCGUGUACAGUGGAGCUCAUCUCCUGUGUUGUUGGUGCGGGAGGAGACACCUGUAAUCAGGAGAGUUCUGGUGCAAUUUGUGACUGUGAUAGCAUGUUAUAUAAGAAGUUACACAUCCCAUCAUAUUACAUUGUAUUUGAUUGGUUAAUCAAUGUCACCUGACAUGAGAAAGUUAUUGCGAUUGGUUGAUAUGAUCAUGGUGUUAGAUUGAUACAAUUAUUUUUUGAACUACUGAUUACAUCGUCACCCUGAUGAGAGAAUUUAUUUUGAACAAUUCUUUCACGAUGCCAUAUGACUUAAUUUUGUCUUCAUUGACGGAGGUUUGGUAUCUUGUGAUGUUGGAUUUUUAUAAGAUCUCGAAAAGAAUAACAGCAGAUAUGUCGGUAUAGUGAUUUUUUUGAAAGUUCAUUUCUAUAGACUUUUUGAGACUUUAAAAUAUUGCAAUGAACAUUAAUGAUUUGUCAAACAGAUUUUAUUGUUGUGUUAGUUAUCUACAAAGAUCUGAACAGGAAUGUCAAGUCUUUUAUCCCUGUUGGUGUCUUUACUGUAUAGAAUAUAUUCAUCUUUGCAUUGUGUGUUGUUCGGUGACCUAUGUUUAAAACUCUGUUAAAUUUAGAUUAUGUCUUGUACAGUAUUGAAAUAGUGAUAUAUAAUUGAUGUUUAAAUUUAUUCUAUAGAGUUGAUGUUAGAUUUUAAAUUUAAAAUGAUUAAGUUUCACUGUUUGAUUUUUUUUUUUUUUCUUUCAUUUUGACUUUAAUUUUUUUUUGGAUAGAUUCAGACUAGAUAUGAUUAAAGAAAUAUUUGAGAAAAAAAAGAAUGUUUUGAUGUUGUGGUAUUUAGGUUAUCAGAUUUCUGAGUAUUCUUCAAUCAUUUCUGUAUAUAUUUUAUCAGAAGACUUUGUCUAUUGGGAAAAUACUCCAGUAGGCUAAAUAUUGUUUGUCUGUUUUUUCACAAGUCACAAAUUCACCGAUGCCUUUUUCAUUCUAAUCGUGGUGUUUUCGCUUUGGUCUCAUCAACUCAUGUUUUGAUCUUACAAUGGAAACAGUCUUUAAGAAUUUUUUGACAUUUUUGAUGAUGAAAGUAAAAGAAAUUUUACAUAUAAAUAUUAUAUAUAUAUAUUUGAGAUAUAGUAAUUUGUUGGUUGUUAAGCGUUGUAUUUUGUAGCGUUGUUUUGGUUAUCUUAGUAUAUUGUGACAACAUGUGACCGUAAGUCACAUCAUUGACGACUGCGGUCAGACAUUUUUAACAGACACACCCUGCUGUCAUUAAGGGUCGUGGAAUUUUUAGACAACCCACAUGAUGUUUUUGGGUUAAAUGAUUUGAAAUUGGAUUUUUGUUGAAAAUUGAAUAGCAGAGGAAUUAAAAAAUUCUUCACAGUUUGAGUAAAAUUUUGUUCUUUUAAAACUUUUGUAUUUGCAAAAAGUGCAUUUAUAUUUUGAUCCUAUAAGCGAAAAGAUAUAAAAAUGUUUUUUCCCUCUCAUACUGGCAUUUCAACCAACCAAAGAUUGAAAAUAAGAUGUUUCAUUUGAAACAUGUUUCUGAGUCAGCAAAAGAGCUUGGACAGUUCAAAUGUGUUCUUCUCAAAACUCAUUCACAUGUUCUUUAUGUCUGUAAAUUCAGUAUUUUAAGAUUGCUGGAUUUUUCAAUGAGAAUUUUUUCUUCUUUUUCAAAAAGACAAUCUUCAUUAUCGAGACACUCCUUUUCUAUAAUUGCUUGGCAAUUAAUUAAACACAAUGUAUUAAUCAAUUUCCUGCGAUCAAAAAAGUUAAUUUUUCAGCCAAGAAAUGAGCCUUCUUAAGAAUCUGAUUGUUUGAUUUUGUUGACAGAUUUUACUGCAGAAAGCCCCAUCUCCUCUCCUUAAGAAACGAGAAGAAAAGAUAAACUAAAAUUUGGGUUGGGCUGGGAGGAUGAUAAUAAAACUUUUUCAUGUAAAGUAUCUUUUACCAAUCUGCUGGUGUUUAUGACCUUAUAUAUCUAUAUUUAAAAUCAAAGGAACAUUUAAUAAGGCUGAAAAUUGUUCACCCAUUGAUAACCAGUGUAAAGAUCGUAACACUUGUAACGGUAGUGAAAUAUUCUGACAAAAGAAAUUACUGUCAAAUCUGCCUUAAAAUCUAAAAUACAACUUUAUAUAACAGUUAUUUGUCUGUUUAGGAAAUCUCUACAUAAAAGACACCUGUCAAUAAAGUACAACUUUAUAUAACAAUUAUUUGUCUGUUUAGGAAAUCUCUACAUAAAAGACACCUGUCAAUAAAGUACAACUUUAUAUAACAAUUAUUUGUCUGUUUAGGAAAUCUCUACAUAAAAGACACCUGUCAAUAAAGUACAACUUUAUAUAACAAUUAUUUGUCUGUUUAGGAAAUCUCUACAUAAAAAAAUACCUGUCAAUAAAGUACAUCUCUAUAUAAAAAUACUUGUCUUUAAAGGACACAUCAAUAAAGGAAAAAAAUACCUGUCUAUAAAGGACACAUCUAUAUAUAAAAUACCUGUCUAUAAAGGACACAUCUAUAUAUAAAAUAUCUGUCUAUAAAGGCCUCUUUUUUUUAAGGUUCCAGUGUUAUACAAUUCAAAUCAAUAGAACCUCCUUACAAAGGCUGUUAUUGUUGGAUAUUUUGAAUGAUCUGUAUUAACAGGUCCUUUGCUAUAGAUAACACUGAAAUUUUUAAUACACACCAGUGGGAGUUUUACAAAGCUAUGUACAUAUCGGCCAUUCAGAAAAUGUCACAUUCAUUCAUGUGUUGGGAACAAUUUUCUAUGGAAUAUUAAUCUACACUUUACACUUUUUCUGUAAUUAGUGUUUUAAAGAACUGCAGGUUGAAGUUUUUAAUUCUGAAAGAUUUUUUUCAUUGAAAUAUCUUCUCAAAAUUGUUGUAAUGGUUAAUGUAUUUUGUGAUAUUGUAUUCACAAUACAUUCAAUCAUUUUUAUAUCAUUGUUCAAUAAAAAUCAAUGUAGAAUGAAUUUGAGAAAAAGAUUAUACCUUAAAAUGAAAUUUUUUAACCUGAAUUGUUGAUGAAAUUUAGCACUAUUUUUUCUCCAAGUUUUAGAUCCUGAUUUUAGCAUGGAAAUGUAAGUUUUGAUGGGCAUCAAGUAAUUAUAAUUAGGCAAAUCAACCCUCACUGCCAAUUCCAAAUUUUAAGUAUAAAAUUUUUCAUUUUAAAACUUGCACUUGUUCAUCAAAUAAGGUGCAGAAAUUGUGAACCUAAUAAAUAAAUUAUACACCAGGCUUAAGAUUAAGUCAAUGAAUGAUAUAUUUGUCAUGGAAUUGAAUCUUACAUACAACUGCAAUAUGUUUUCUGUAAAUGCAUUUGACAUGGUUACAAUGCGACACCGUUCCAUUUGAAUUUGGAUUGUUUAUAGUCAUAAAUUUUGACAUUUUUCAACAGUCAUAUAGAUAUUUUAGUAAUUAUCUUUUCAUCACUUGUAAUUUGUUACAGUGUAUUUCUUUCACAUGAUUAAAAUAAAUGUAGCAAUAUUCUUAAAAACAAACUUUUCUUUUUAAAUUCAUGUUUUUAAAAUUUACACGUGUGCCUGAAAGUGGGAUAAAUAAGUAUUUAUUGUGUACAGGUAGUGAUUGUACAAUUACCAGCCAAACUUUCCCUCAGCUUUUAUCUGUUGUAUAGUGUACAAAGAAGCCAUCAAGCAAAUUUUCCUAUUAGUUUGUGUUGUCCAUGUUGUAAUUUGGCCAAAUGUCUUUGGGUUUAUUUAGUUAUUGUAUUUUUUUUCUCUUUCUCUCUCACUUGUUGAAAUUCAAAUUGAUUUGAUUUUGGAAAUUUUUUUUUUUACAAAAGCAUGUAUUGAAAACUACAAAAGUCAUGUGAAAAUUUGUGAUUAAUUUUGGGUAUUGAAGUAUUUUUUUAUGGAUUUUUGGGUUUCUUUGUAAAAGUUGUUGUAAUGGUAUUUAUUGAUGUGCAUAAAGAUGGCAAAAUGAAAGUAUUAAUUAUAGUUUCUAUUGAUAUUUUUGUCAUAGAAUCAUAUGCUUCUCAUUUCCUCUUUCUAGAAAAAAUAUUGCCAGCCAAAAUAUUUUCAUUUCUAUUUGACUUAAUUCAUAUGUAUAUUAAUACAUGUGAUUUUAAAAAUUCUAACAUUUCUUUGUUCUGAAAACUUAGUAUUCAACAAUUCAUUAUACAUGUACAUCACUGUUUUUGGAAGUUCUUUAGAAAUUCUUCACAGUGGUUGAAACAACCAUUAUCUAAAUUUCAUGAGAAAGGGUAAUGUUUCUCUGAAGUGUCGGCCGCACUUUAACUUUAAGUAACAUUUGAUGAAAGUCCUUUCUAGUAUCUGCCAGUCGGUGUAAAAUAAGGAAAUAAGCAUUUUUUAUUCUUUUAUUUAUUUUUUUCUAAGACAGAUAAAUAUCUUGAAAAUAAUUCUCCCAUAAAUCAUUUCCUCGGAAGCAUUUAAAUUUCAGCUAUACUAGUUGACAGUUUCAUUCCAUGCGGCAGACAUCAUUAUGGUUCCUUUUUUAAUGCUUGUAGGGAAAAGGAUGUCAAGAAAGGAGUUUCCUAAGAUUUUACAUAUUCCUAGAUUAGAUCCAGCAAUUAAAAAUAAGUCUCAUUAACUUAAUUUAUUGGAAUACUCAUCAAAUUCAAAUGUCAUGUAAAUCAAUGAUUAACAUAUCUAAAGUAAUCUGCUGACUUCAUGGUGUUUUUUAUAAAGUAUAAACAUGUAGAAUUCAUUGUUCUUUACACUUCAAGAUCAUGACGAAAUGACAUAUAUAUGUAUAUAUACGCAUAGCUAAAGACAUAAUCUAUAAACUUAAAGGUCACAACCGAUUUAAAACAACAAAUAAUUGCAUUUUUUACCACGUUUAUUUCAAGAUGUUCCUGCAAAUUCGUAUUUGAAGUAUAUAUGAUAAGCCUUUGUUGGAAAGUAGUGCUAUGUUUUAUAUACAAUGCUAUGUCUCUUGUUUUAUUAUAAUGUAAAAAUUCUUGUCAUAAUUUGUGAAGUAAACAAAUGUGUUUACAGUCA